CGAGAAUUGAGCUCCUCUGAUUCUUAGAACUGGGGGUUCUUAGAAGUGGUGAUGCAAGAAGUUUCUAGGAAAGCAAUACCAGAGCUUGACAAGAUGGCUUGUGCAGCAGACAGCUGUAUCCAAUUCACGCGUCACGCCAGCGACGUGCUGCUGAACCUCAACCGGUUGCGGAGCCGGGACAUCCUCACAGAUGUCACCAUCCUGGUCAACAGACAGCAGUUCCGCGCUCAUAAGACUGUCCUCAUGGCCUGCAGUGGGUUGUUCUACACUAUAUUUACGGACUCUCUGAAGUGUAACCUGAAUGCCAUCAGUCUGGACCCCAAGGUGGACCCCGAGGGGUUUACCAUCCUGCUGGAGUUCAUGUACACCUCUAGACUGACGCUGAAGGAGAGUCUGAUCAUGGCGAUCAUGAACACAGCCAUCUACCUACAGAUGGAUCACGUUGUGGACACCUGCCACAGAUUCAUCAAAUCCAGCGACCCUGGCCAGGCCAACAAGCUGCCCAGAGAUGAGUUCUUGGUCAGCCCCUUGCUUUUACCUCAGGGCGUCCAUGCAUACCGGCCCCACGAUGUGGUCGACAACCUGCCCGGCCGGGUCGGCCCCUUCAGAGACGGGAGGCCCUACGCCUCCAGCAUGUUCAACGGGGUCAAUUCCCCCAGCAACUACCACCUCUACGGUCAGUUCCCCGUCCAGGGGUUCCCUUUCCCUCUCUGCAAGCUGACAGACGCCAAAAAUAACUUCGCUGACUUCUCUAAAGGCGGGAUCCACCACAAGCACUGUUCCCCCCCGGACACGGGCAGCGCCAUGAGGGUUGAUUACAGCCGAGCGGUGAGCGGGGGCUCGGCCAGCAUCCACCAUACAGCCAGCUACGUCUCCUCCAGGGAGGAGGAGAUGAGGAAGGAGAGCCAUGACGGAGGGGUCAGCCAGGCUGGUGGGGUGGGAGGCUCUAGGAAGAGAGCGUUUGCCACGGCGGGCCACAAGCAGCAGAUAAUGGUUCUGGGUAAGGAGCACGGUCCUCAGACGACAGAGGAAGACACGAGCCAGCAGCACUACCCUCUGGGGAUCUCCUCAGCCGGACGGAAGGGCCUGAUGAGCAGUCCUCAGAGCCCGCUCAAAUCGGACUGCCAGCCUAACUCCCCAACCGAGUCCAGCAGCAGUAAGAACGCAGGUCUCUCCCAGGCCGGCCGGUGUGGUGCCCUGCCCCUACAGGGCAGCCAGGAUCCCAAGGCACGCAACUGGAAGAAAUACAAGUUCAUAGUUCUGAACCAGAGCGCCACCAAGGAGGAGGAUACUGGGCCGCAGGAGGUGGUGGUCCCCUCCCCCCAGCGCCUGGGUCUGCCCCCCUACCCCCAGCCUUCUGACUCGGAGCACCUGGACACGCAGGCCAACGCCAACAUCAGCGAGCACGGAGAGGAUCUGCUUGUUCCACAGGCCUCCCGACUCAACAACAUCAUCAACAGAGCUCUGGAGGGAUCACAGAGGAGCGCUGACAACCACUCCUCUGUCUACAUCAGCCACUUAAAGUGCACCUCCUGUGGUACCCCGCCCCCGCAGCACUCUGAAGUGUGUCCCAACACCCCGGCUUCCUGUUUAGCGGAGGACAUGAUGUCAGAGUUACACUCGGAGUACUCAGACUCCAGCUGUGAAACUGGCACGUUCUUUUGUAACGAAUGCGACUUCAAGUUCGCUGACGACGGAGCCCUGAAACUCCACGUGCUGCAGACCCACAGUGACAAGCCGUACAAGUGCGACCGCUGUCAAGCUGUUUUCCGCUACAAAGGAAACCUCGCCAGCCACAAGACAGUCCACACCGGAGAGAAGCCGUAUCGCUGCAACAUCUGUGGCGCUCAGUUCAACAGGCCAGCUAACCUCAAGACCCACACCCGUAUCCACUCAGGAGAAAAGCCAUACAGAUGUGAGACAUGUGGAGCUCGAUUCGUGCAGGUUGCACAUCUCCGUGCCCAUGUGCUGAUCCACACCGGGGAGAAGCCAUACCCGUGCGAGAUCUGUGGAACGCGUUUCCGUCAUCUGCAGACGCUGAAGAGUCACCUGCGCAUCCACACCGGAGAAAAGCCCUAUCAUUGUGAGAAAUGCAACUUGCACUUUCGCCACAAGAGUCAGCUUCGAUUGCACCUCAGACAGAAACACGGAGCGAUUACCAACACCAAGAUCCAGUACCGCACGUCCACCACAGAGCUGCCAACAGACCCGUCCAAGGCGUGCUGAACUGGAGGGGGGCGGGGCGGGGCGGACGACGACGACGACGCCAAUCUUGACCAUGGCAUUGAAAACACCCCAACGUAUACAAAUCAUCCCCAAAAAAUUGUAGUGCCACACUGUGUUGAUUUAGAGGGCGAUUCAUUAAUACGGCCAGCGUCCAAGGCGUGCUGAACUGGCGGGGCGGGGCGGGGCGGACAGCGUACGCCGUUCAAAACGGGUUUUCUCUAAACAUGUGAACGUAGAACCUCUCAGUCCAUUUGUUUCUUUAUAUUAGUAUGUCUCUUUUAAUUUAGUUCAAAUGUUUUUAAGCUUUAGAGGAAUAUAAAACAGCUUUAUUUUGUUGGAGGAAAAAGCACGAAUGUAAACGUAAAUCCCGUUGAAGGAUACGGUAUUUUAUAGCAAAUAACUUUUCUGAAAGUAUUGACAUUUCGAUUUGAAGGGGCGGGGAGGGGGUUAACAGUAUAUUUUAAAGAUAAAUUGUAUUUAUCCUGGCUGUAUAAGAUAUUGAAUUGUCUAUAGAUUUUAUAUAUUGGUGUACAUGUAGACCUGCCCCCUUUCAUGUGAAAGGAAAAAAACAAAAACAUUUUUUUUGUGGGGGGGGGGGGGGGGGGGGGGACUCUUAAUAAUGACUACUGCUCUCGUAGGAAGACAAACUGAUGCAUGAUGAGGCAUACCUACGCUACUACCGUUGCCAAUAGUUACCAAUCCAUGAAGCGGGCAACUGCAGUCAUAAAUAUUGUGACCUACUGUGUAAUUAACUAACUAUAUCCAACUGGGUUGCUCUCUGCUGGCAGAACCAAUCUAGUAUUUAAAAUGUUUUAAAAAAAAUAUAUAUGCAUUUCGAGGUACUGCUUUGGGUAUGAACCAAGAAGAUAUUUUUGCUUCAAAACGUGUUUGUAUGGAUGUGUUAUAGUUUAUUGUUUUAAGUGAACGUUCCCAGUUGUCAUUGUACUAGAAGCUACAGUAAAACAGAUGUUGUUUGUACAUACACUGUGUACUGAAGGUGCCUUCUCUAUGGUGACUGAAUUCAUUUCCAUUCAGCCCAGUUCUGUUUAUAUAAAAAGGUACAACUCAAGGACAGCACUAGUAGUCCUAGUUUUUAUUUCGGGUUUGCGUGUGUCAUUUAAAAAAAUAAAAAAUAAGAAAAAAAAAAAAAAGCUUUUCACCAACUUUACAACAUGCAAAUUAUUCAUUAAUCAUUAAUCAUUAAUCAAUAAUCAAUAAUCAUUAAUCAUUACUCGAGCUGUAAAUCUUCAGGACUUUUUUUUUGUGUUAAAAAAAAAAUAAAAAUGCAUUCAACUUAUUGAUCAAUUUCUAGAUGUAUGAAUGUAAAAUAAAGGCUUUGUAUUUGUAUGUCA
This is a messenger RNA of Oncorhynchus mykiss (rainbow trout), 3578 nucleotides long. RefSeq names its product BCL6 transcription repressor. Gene Ontology annotation, molecular function: DNA-binding transcription factor activity, RNA polymerase II-specific; protein binding. The record is from RefSeq and is a predicted model, not a curated record. Gene Ontology annotation, cellular component: nucleus. Gene Ontology annotation, biological process: regulation of transcription by RNA polymerase II. Lineage: Eukaryota; Metazoa; Chordata; Actinopteri; Salmoniformes; Salmonidae.